Truncatella angustata is the source of this 219-nucleotide messenger RNA. RefSeq lists its product as uncharacterized. Lineage: Eukaryota; Fungi; Ascomycota; Sordariomycetes; Amphisphaeriales; Sporocadaceae. Bases 1 to 219 code for a protein of 72 amino acids. The record is from RefSeq and is a predicted model, not a curated record. The transcript has 2 exons.
AUGGCAGGCAGUCAAAACGACGCUUCGGAGGAAUUCACCUCCUUCUACCUCCAGCAAGCCACCAAAGAGUUCGCCGAAGAUCUUGACAAGCAGGGCACAGCUCUCUUCUCGUCAGCUGACCAGCGCCGUAUCAUGGAUGCCGCCCAGAAGCAGCCGGAAGAGGGCUCGCACGAGGAUACGAGCAGCAGCGGUAGCAGCAUUAGCGACGAGGGAAAAUGA